Osmia lignaria (orchard mason bee) is the source of this 2767-nucleotide messenger RNA. Its product is annotated as resilin. NCBI's taxonomy places the organism in Eukaryota, Metazoa, Arthropoda, Insecta, Hymenoptera, Megachilidae. Gene Ontology annotation, cellular component: extracellular matrix. The record is from RefSeq and is a predicted model, not a curated record.
GCUACGGUGGAAGGUGUGCACUGGCCAAAAGAUAGAGAAACGAAGGUAAAAGACGCAAACGUACCUAGUGCAGCACCUCGCAUGAUCCAGAGGCUCACCUUCUCAAGGAUAAACGAGGGAAAUAACGGUGGCUAAGUUUAUUGUUCGACGGAAGAUCCAUCGUUUCAGCGCCAUGUCUAAGAUUGGAUUAGCAGUAUUUAUCGUUGCGCUCACCCUGGUGCGUUCCGAGCCUCCAGUGAAUUCUUAUUUACCACCGGGCGGAGGUGGUCCCGGGGGUGGUAAUGGUGGAGGUGGCGGAGGUCCUUCAAACACUUACGGACCACCUGGAUUCGAUGGCCAGAAUGGUAUCGGUGGAGGCCCUGGAGCUUCCGGCGGUGGUUUAUCGAAUAGUUACGGAGUACCUACUGGUGGAAACGGUUUCAACGGUGGUGGUUCUGGCAAUGGAAGACCUAGCUCGAACGGUGGGCGAAACGGUGGAAGCAGAGGAAAUGGUUUCGGAGGUGGUCAGCCUUCCAGCUCUUACGGGCCGCCAUCCAGUGGAUUCGGUGGAAACGGAGGUUCUGGUGGCGGAAAACCCUCGAGCAGCUAUGGAGCACCUGGUGGAGGAAAUGGAUUCGGCAAUGGUGGAAACAACGGCGGUAGCAAAAACGGAUUCGGUGGCAGUCCAUCGAGCAGUUAUGGCCCUCCGGAAAGUGGAAACGGAUUCGGUGGUGGUAAUGGGGGUGGAGCUCCGUCUGGCCUCUACGGACCUCCGGGAAGGAAUGGAAACGGAAAUGGUGGCAAUGGUGGAAAUGGUGGCAAUGGUGGGCGACCAUCGAGCAGCUACGGUACUCCUGAUAGGAACGCUGGAAGACCGUCAGGACUUUACGGACCACCUGGCAGAAAUGGAAAUAACGGUGGUGGAAAUGGAGGAUAUAACGGUGGUAAUGGUGGCAGUGGUGGUUUUGGACCAAGUGGAGGCAACGGUGGAUAUCCGUCCGGAGGACCCGGUGGCAACGGAGGUGGCAGCGGAGGCUUCCCUUCUGGUAGUCCAGGCGGCAACGGAGGCUAUCCUUCGGGAGGUCCAGCUGGAAAUGGAGGCUAUCCCUCUGGAGGUCCAGGUGGAAACGGUGGAGGCAAUGGUGGAGGUUACGGAGAAAAUGCGGAUGAUGGAAGUAACGAACCAGCAAAAUACGAAUUCUCUUACGAAGUAAAAGAUGAUCAAUCCGGGGCUGAUUACGGACAUACCGAAAGCAGAGACGGCGACCGAGCUCAAGGAGAAUUCAACGUAUUACUUCCCGAUGGAAGGAAACAAAUUGUUGAAUACGAAGCCGAUCAAGAUGGGUUCAAGCCUCAGAUUAGAUACGAAGGUGAAGCGAACUCGCAAGGAUAUGGAUCUGGUGGACCAGGAGGUAACGGUGGAGGUGAUUUUGGUAGUAAUGGAUAUCCAAGUGGCGGACCUAACGGAGGUGGAGCUGGUGGCAAUGGAUACCCAAGUGGACCUAAUGGAAAUGGACUUGGUGGUAAUGGAUACCCCAGUGGUGGACCUAAUGGAGGUGCACCAGGUGGAAAUGGUUACCCUUCAGGAAGGCCAGGUAGUGGACCUGACUUCAACGAUGGAGGUUUCCCGUCCGGAAGACCAGGUGGCGCCAACGGUGGAUACAGAAACGGAAACAAUGGUGGCAAUGGUAAUGGAGGAUAUCCAUCCGGAAGCGGUGGCGAUGCUGGGGCCAACGGAGGAUACCAAUACUAAAUAUUCAUCUAGGUGUAGUGAUAUAUACAUAUAUCGCGUGUACUACAAAAAAGGGAAUAUAUAGGGCAACGUUUAUCAUAACGCAUAGGAUAGUUUCUGUCUGGAACAGUAGAAAUGCGAAUGGAAUUGCCAAUGAUAAUAGCAUCCGGUACGAUCGAACUUUUGGGUCGGCAUCUAAUAUAUUUAAUCGCUUUAGCACAAUUUCAAUUCAACGAUCGUGGAAUGAACAAAAUGGUAACUCGUUUAACUGUGAAGACAAACAGGUUUUUAAGAUGCAGUGCAUCGUUUGUUUCAGACAUAGUAUCCUUCCUUAGUGUAAACAUAAUGAUUAUUCGUACGAUAAACAUGAAGACCUCACAGUUGAUUAUUAGACGUAAACGAUAUCGUUGAGUAUUAGUUGCAUACACUGUACCAAUAUGUACUCGUUCACGGUAGAUUAUGUGUUGCAAUAAUACUAAUCGUAUCGUUUAAUUGACUUAGCAAAAAGAGCGGAUCCAGAAGCGUUGCUUGAGAAUGUUUCUGAAUCAUUUUUACAGAAUUUAAAACUUAUUUAUAUUAGCAUCUUUAUUCAUUAUAAAAAACGAAAAAAUCACAUCAAAUAUGAACAAAUAAUUUUUUUUAUUAAAGCAAAUAUAAAAAGUAUUAAAAUUUGAUAAGAUCGAGGGCUCAAUCACCCCCUUUUCCGGAUCCGCCAUUGCUUAGCGAAUGAAACGUCAUUAAUUUUUCAAUUUUCUUUCAGUACAUGUAAUAAGACUCAUAAAACAAUUGGCUACUUUCAUAUAAACCAUUCGUAAUCUUAUGCAUUUAAUUUUCGAGUUCUUCGAUAGAACGUUCGAACUAAGUAUCUUUUUUAACUUUCACCAAGUAAUUUACAACUUUAUAACCAUAAAUCAUGUAUACGCUAAUUUGUAACGUUUGUUAAGGUAUAUUUUGUAUUUAUUACUAUUUAUCAUACUAUGUAUAUUUUAAUGAUGUUUAAAAAUGUAGCUGUAGAAACGAACAUCCGCAUAAAAUAAAAAUUGCGGUAGGCCAUAA